Messenger RNA from Cercospora beticola, 932 nucleotides. RefSeq lists its product as uncharacterized. NCBI's taxonomy places the organism in Eukaryota, Fungi, Ascomycota, Dothideomycetes, Mycosphaerellales, Mycosphaerellaceae. The record is from RefSeq and is a predicted model, not a curated record.
CUGAUCACAGCAAUCCUUCCGUAGCCACAAUGGGUGCUACGCGCGUUGUAUGAAUGUUGUGCCGUAUACAUGAUGCUUUUGCGCGGUACUCGUAGCACUUAUACCAAUAAGAGGAGCGGUAGGCCGCGACAACUCACCAAGACCCAGACAACCUCAUAUUCACGACCAAAGCUAUCUCGAUAGCCGCAAUCUCAUUAUCCAGAGAAAUUCAACUUCCAACAUCAACCAAAGCUGCCUCAUACUCACCAUGUCUCGAUAUUUCCCUCAUACCUCCCACGCAGAAGACCAGCCCUACGCCCGAACUCUACUCUGGUCACACAUCCUCUACCGCGGUUUUCAAACAGGUGCCACGCUCGGUCUCGCAUCAGCCGCUCUCCAACAAACAUACAAAACAGCUCGAGGACUGCCGCGAACUCCGCUCUUGUCUGGCACGACACUGGCCAUCACGGGACGAUGGGCUCUAGUCACGACGGCACUCAUGGUUCCAGCGACAAUUGGGCGGAUGUGGGGUCGUGAGGAUAUCGAGUGGAGAGAUAGGAGUUGGAGGUUGCUGGAGAACAAAGGGCAGAAAGAGGUGGAUGACUGGAGCUUGGUGGGCACAGCUGUGGGUGCUGCGGGAUUCGGAAUGGGGCAAGGAAGUGGGAUGGCGAGAGCGAUGAGAGUGGCUGGCGGAGCUGGUGUAGGGAGUAUGGUUGGUGUCGGAGGAUAUAUGGUAUGGAGAUAUGGAAUGCAUGGCGGGAAAUGGGAAGAUGAUGCCUGAGUUACAUUCUUGGAUCCCCUCCCAGAGACUACCAUUACCCUUGGUCAGGUCUGUACCGGCUUGCCGCGAAAUGAAAGCAUGGAACACCUGCCACGACGUUGGAACACUAUUCUGACUACUCCGCAAGUCCCACCAAUGGAGUCUAUCUUGGACUUUGACACAAGCACUCUCG